Molecule: messenger RNA, 375 nt
Organism: Nelumbo nucifera (sacred lotus)
Lineage: Eukaryota; Viridiplantae; Streptophyta; Magnoliopsida; Proteales; Nelumbonaceae
Source: RefSeq, a predicted model, not a curated record
AUGUCAUGGAUCCCACCUCCUGUUGGAUGCAUUAAAGUUAAUGUGGAUGUUGUUGUCUCAGAUUUGGCUUCUGGUAUUGGUAUUGGUGUGCUUAAGGAUAUUGGUGACCUACAUUAUUUCUUGGGUAUUGAAGCUCACAGAAAUCACAUUGGACUUUAUCUUUGUCAGCGCCGGUACAUCGUUGAUCUCCUUCAUCAUGCGGGCCUUGAUGGUGCGAAGCCUCUCUCCACUCCUAUGGCGGCGAGUACUAAACUCUCUAGGCUUCAUGGAUCACCUCUCUUUCACCCAUCUCAGUACAGGAGCAUUGUUGGAGGAUUGCAGUAUCUCAAUCUCACUCAUCCUGACAUCAGUUUUGUAGUUAACAAGGCUUGCUAG